Messenger RNA from Rotaria sordida, 1083 nucleotides. The record is from the annotation of a GenBank genome assembly. Lineage: Eukaryota; Metazoa; Rotifera; Eurotatoria; Philodinida; Philodinidae.
AUGGCAUCAUGUCCAAAAGAAUUAGAACGAAAUGGUCCAACAAUUGGAAUGUCAUUUACAGAUGAACAAGCUGGAAAACUUUUUUAUCGUUAUUUAAAUAAAAAACUAAAUUGGUUUGAAUCUGGUGAAAGUGGUUUAAAUAAUCUUCUUUUCUUUGUUGAAUGUGAAAAUGAUGAAAAUAAAUAUGUUCUCAAAAUUUGUGGACGAUCUUGUCCAAAAGUGAAAACGGAAAGUGAAGUUGCUGCUAUAAAUAUUGUUCAUAAAUAUACAAAAAUUCCUCUUCCAAAAGUAAUUGCUUAUUCAUCAGAUAAUAAUAAUGAAUUUGGAGUUGAAUGGAUUGUUAUGACACGUUCUCGCGGAAAACCAUUAAGAAGUUCAUCAAAAACAAAUGAUAUUUGGCCAGAUUUAUCAAUUGAUCAACAAAAAUUAAUAAUAAAUCAACUUGUUCAAUAUGUAUCUCAAUUUUAUAAUAAUAUUCCACGUUCAAAUAUAAUUGGAAAUUAUAAAUUAAAUGGUGAAAUUGGUUCUGAUAGUGUUAAAAUGGGUCCAUGGAAUAAUUAUAAAGAUUUUUAUAAUGAUCGUUUAAAAUGUCAAAUAUCAAUAUUAAUUAAUCAAUCAAUAUUUGAACCAGUUCGUGAUGAUAUUAUGGAAUCAAUAAAACAAUUUAAAAGAAUUAAUCUUCCAUCAUUUGAUUAUAUACGAAAUGUAUUUACACAUAAUGAUCUUGGUGUUCAAAAUUUAAUUGUUGAUGAUGAUUAUAAAAUAACAGGUAUUGUAGAUUGGGAAUGGGCUGGAUCAUAUCCAAUAUCUGAAGAAUAUUUUCGUUCAUAUAAACCAAUUAUUUAUAAUGAUCAAUUAAAAAAUUAUCUUUAUGAUCAACUUGAAAAACAUAAUAUUCCAACUCCAAAAACAAUUGAAAAUUUUUCACUUUUACAAAAAAUGUCGGAUUUUCUCCAAUCUAUUGCUCCUUGGUAUCUUACUGAUUUAUCUAAUCCUGAACAUCCAACUGUUGAAAAAGAAUUAUUUAAAGCCAGAGAUAAAGUCAGAACACUUGUUCAACAAAUUAGACAAGAAUUAAAAUAA